UAGGGGGAGGAGCCAGAGACGCCGGCGGCAUACAUUUCAACCGAGAACCUCCUUCUCUUCUCUUGCAUCAAGCUUAAGAAAAAUGGACUCUUUAAAUGUGGAUCCUCAACUCAGAUUAAGAUUAAUGAAUGAGAUUUAUCAAGCUAUAAACAGCAGUUACCGCUGGCAAAUAUAAAGCACCAAAUCCAAUCAAUCUACAAAAUCCAAAAAUCAGAUUCUGUGAGAAGAAAUGAAUCCAAAUCCCCAUAAAUGUCUUAAUUGCAAGCACAAAAACCUUCUUUUUCUAUCUAAACAUGCUUAUUUCUUUCCUUGUAUGAAAACUCCUCCUCUGCCCAUUUUAUUUUUCCAUUGAAAAUCUGACCUGUUCUUUUUCUAUUUAUAAUCACCUAGUAAAUGGAGAUGAACCCACCAACGAAGGAGAAGAUGAGGGCUAGUGGGUUUUCUCUAGUGAGUGAAGAUGUUGUUGAAAAUAUACUCUCUAGGCUUCCUGCUUUGUCUUUUGCUUCGGCGGCAUGCGUUAGCAGAUGCUGGAACAAGGUGUGCGGCCGAAUUCUUUCAAAGCCCAAGCUCGCCUCUGCUCUCUCUCUCAACCCGUCCCUCCAUGAUGCUGUGAAAGAGGUUUUAGAAAAGGUUCUGUCCCAGCCCAUUUAUCCUCACUUUGCAAUUGCCUGCAUUGGCAAGCAAUUCAGCUUGGAACUGACUCAUCAACUAAUUACAGAAAAAUUGGGAUCAAAAGUGCCAGUAAUUACUAAUGCAGCCAGUGGAAUCAUUGGUUUUGAUGCUCGUAACGUACUAAAAGAGAUUAAGUGGGAAUCAAGUGAUGAUGAGGAUGAUGAUGAUGAAGAUGAUCUGACUGAUUCUCCUGAUAAAGGGAUAGUUUUGGUUGUUGGAUUUGUACCUGGACUCAAAGUUGAUGCAAUCCCACUGCUGCGAACAAAAACGGUACCUCAAAAAGCUUUGGUUGACAAAUUUUUGAUGGAUAUUAGAAGUUUCACAGCUUCUGUUUCAGAUUGCACAUCACCUGCAGGGAUCAUAUUGUUUGGAAAUCGAAACGUUGAUAUGAAGCCAGUCCUUGCAAGUAUGGAUUGUGCCAUGAAUGAGGAAACAGUCAUCGUGGGUGAUGCAAGUGGGUGCUUCUUGUAUAGAAGUGCAGAUAGUUCUCGAGAUAACCAUGCAGAUAUGAAUUUAGAUGCUGUUGCUCUUGUAUUUGCAAGGGACAAACAUAAGUCUGACGAUAUAGGAGAAAUUCAAUUUCAUGUUACAUUGUCAACGGGUGUAAUGCCAUUUGGUCCCCAUCUCCAGGCAGUUUGCGUAAUAGCAAAAGACACAGAGUGUUCAUGGCUUACUGCUAGAUUGCAGGGACAGUAUGAUAUUCUUGAUGCAGAGGGCCUCUUAGUUGAUAUCAAUGAUCAGUUUAAUGAGGAAGAGUCUCCUGAUCUGUAUAUUGGAGUCGUACAACAUAGAGAAUGCUAUAUUGGCGCAGAGAGUUCAUCAAGAGCAUCCUUAGCAUUUUAUGAAGUUAUUGGGGGAGAUAAAGAGUUCUUCAUCAUUAAGGGUGUUGGCGUCAAACCUGGUGAUUCUUUCCUAUUCUACCAUUCAGACGCUGAUACUGCAUCAUCAUCAUGUGGCAAUGCCUAUAGAAGCCUUGCAAAUUUGAAGGAAGAAUCAGAGAGCAAAAACUGCCUGCAGCAAACGAAUGUUGAGGAGAAAGAGGUGUUUGGAGGUUUAAUCUUCUCUUGCGUUCUCCGGGGCGAGUCAUUCGACCAAAAUGCAGAGAGCUUCCCAUUUCGCGAAAACUUUCCUGGGGUUCCAUUAGCAGGAGUGUAUUGUGGUGGAGAAAUUGGAAGAGGUUCUUCAAGCUCAAUAUCUCAAGAAGAUGAUGAAGCAAACUCUGCUCGUUGCUGCCUGCAUUAUCAUAGCACAGUAUACUUAGUUAUGUCCUAUGUUCCAGCAAAUGCAGAGGAUUAAGUUAGCUCAGGUUUGAUUUGAAGUGCAUCAAAUGGCAAAAUUGUUUGCCAUAGGUUUUUCUAUUACAUAUAGUUUUGCUUUGUGCAUGUAUCAAAGCUCCAAAAAUGCUGGCUAAUGUUAUUUUUUUUUUUCAUAUAUGAAAUGAAAUGGCUGACUUUGGUUUUUC
Molecule: messenger RNA, 2134 nt
Organism: Manihot esculenta (cassava)
Lineage: Eukaryota; Viridiplantae; Streptophyta; Magnoliopsida; Malpighiales; Euphorbiaceae
Product: F-box/LRR-repeat protein At5g63520
Exons: 10
Coding region: 394-1968 (524 amino acids)
Biological process (GO): positive regulation of proteasomal ubiquitin-dependent protein catabolic process; protein polyubiquitination
Molecular function (GO): protein binding
Source: RefSeq, a predicted model, not a curated record